UGCAAGGUGCGCUGGACCAGACCAGGUCGGAAGGCUGUUGAGUCCAUGAUCCCCCAGAUGGACGACGCAACCCACACGACCUGCUACAUCUUCAAGCCUCCGAAUCCAGACAACGAAGAGAUCGAUCCGAGACCGCAAAAAAAGAGGCGGAAGUCGAGCAAAGUCGCGCCGAAGGCUGCCCCAGAGGAGUACUCGUGGCCACUGUUGCUGGCCGGACAAGAAAUCCAGGAUGCCGCCACACUGCGGAAAAGCGAGUUCGAGACAGUCUGGGCCAAACAGCAGCAGAAAAUCGGCAGCAUUGUCGAUGUGGUAGACGAAGGGUUCGUCGGUCCGGUUCUAAGAUUUGCGCGCGCCCAGGACGCAGAUGGUCUUCGGAACCGCAAGAGACUGAAGACUGCGUUGCUUGCCAUGGGUCCAAAUGGCAAUCAUCAUCACGACCUUCACAAGGCAUGGAAGAGCACAAAGCCAUCGAACGGGGAUGACAGCCCGGAGUUACUCGUCACCCUUCAGCCGGCCCACUGCCCCAACAUUCAAACUGCGUUGAAGAACGUCGUUAGAUCCGGGAUAUCUGGACGGCAAGGAACGGAGAGGUACACAGAAUUCCUGGCGGAGCACAAGGCCCUGGUCCCCAUGUCGUUCGACCUGGAGCUGCUCCACCGGUACGUCCAACGCCAUGACAUCGAGCGAGUCGUGAUAUCCGUCAUGGACGCCGAAGGAUUCGACACGUCUGUCCUCUCGGAACUGGUCUCGACUUUCCACUCCUGGUCAGACCGAAUUCCAACCGUUCUUGUGAUCGGCAUAUCGACAACGGUUGAGCUCUUCGAAUCUCGACUAUCUCGAUUGACUGUUUCAUUGCUCGAUGCUCGAAUCUUUGAAACGAGCCCGGAGUUUAACGCGGAGGAUCGCUUCUUUACCUUGUACGCGGCAAUACAGCAUGCUCCAGAUGCGGACGUGUUUCUUGGUCCGUCGGUCGUCGGCGUGCUGGCCGCAUUGGCGGAGGACCAAGGCACCACACCGGCGACCUUCGCCCGGGCCCUCAAAUACGCUCAUAUGUCUCAUUUCUUCGCAAAUCCACUCUCGGUCUUGUCCCUCGAAUCCGGCACGAAGUCGCCAUGGAGCCCGGCACUGUGCCGGGCCAUCCGCAACCUCGCCAGCUUCAGGUCUCACUGCGAAGCGCUAGCCAAGGGCGACAAGGAUGAGCGGGAGGCCGUCCGCCGUCUGCUCGCGUCCGACGAUGAACUGCAUGGGGCGGCCGUCCAAGCAAUCGAGUCCGGGAAACGAGUACUGCGCUCAAGUCUCUCUGCAGUCUCCACGCUGAGAUACAUCUACCACGGCGCGCUCAAACUGGAAGCGUUUACUACGUGGGAGAGCGAGACGCAUCUCCUGCAGUCUCUACCUGACCUGGCCCGAUCAGAAAUCUUCGAGGCCAUCGAAGACAGACUUCUAAGUCUUCCACCUGGGUCACCGCUUGUCCGAAUAUUCGAGAACGCUGCCCCGGAACUGAAGGAUCUGCAAGACUACCAGCGGUCCUCCGCACAAGGAUCAGAGCCAGCGCCCGAUCCGGAGUCAGGACCAGAUGCCGAUGCUCACCAUUCUGAAGCGGGAAAGCUCAUCACCGUCCUGCGCGGGUACCUCCAGAGCCGAACGUCCUCCCCGUCCCUGUCGUCGCCAUCUUCCGACCGUCUCAAUCCCUUCCGCCAAUUCAUGGCCGAGGCGUACACCAUGACCCAAAAGUCCCCGCUCUCGCAGACCACCCACCCCCGUCCGCGCCACUGCGUCGAGCGCGCCCUGACCCGGCCCGCGGACUACCUAGGCUGCACAUGCUGCGCGUCGCACGGCGUGCGCGGGGUCGCGGCCGACGGGGGCGAGGCAGGGGACAAGGCGCGCCUCCCGCCCACGAGCCUGUUGCUGAGCAUGCUCAACGAGGCGGGCGCGGUGGUCAACGUGCGGGACCUGUGGGACGCGUUUCGAGACACGGUCCCAUCACACCGCCACGCCGAUCCCCUGUAUCCCAAUGGAGACGAGGACCCGGACCCGGACCCGAACGCGGGCGCAGGUCAACUUGACAAGCAGCAGGACAACGACGACGACGAUAAUGAUGAGAAGAACCACGAGAACAAGGACGACAAGAGCGGUGAGAUGGAGAGGCAGACUCUGGCCCUGUUCUACCGCGCGCUGGCCGACCUGCGGCUCCUGGGCCUGAUCCGACCGAGCAAGCGGAAACCCGGAGUGGAAUGCAUCGCGAAGACGGCGUGGAUGGGCCUCUGAAACCAGAGGAUCGUACAUCUUGUAUACAUGUAGACAAACAGAGAAGACGGACAGUGAAAAGAAAAAAAGCCCCCCAAGGACACAGCUCUCUGUUUGUUCAUACAAGGUGCUUUUCAUAAGGAGAACAUUCAAUCCGACCUAGGUAUCAUUGAAUAUGUGAAAAAAUCACCCGCGAUCUAAGGAAAUAACUAUUGCC
Cladophialophora immunda is the source of this 2464-nucleotide messenger RNA. RefSeq lists its product as uncharacterized. Gene Ontology annotation, molecular function: DNA replication origin binding. Gene Ontology annotation, cellular component: nuclear origin of replication recognition complex; nuclear pre-replicative complex; DNA replication preinitiation complex. Bases 46 to 2268 code for a protein of 740 amino acids. The record is from RefSeq and is a predicted model, not a curated record. The transcript has 2 exons. Lineage: Eukaryota; Fungi; Ascomycota; Eurotiomycetes; Chaetothyriales; Herpotrichiellaceae. Gene Ontology annotation, biological process: DNA replication; DNA replication initiation.